Messenger RNA from Pundamilia nyererei, 951 nucleotides. RefSeq names its product Fas (tnfrsf6)-associated via death domain (gene fadd). Gene Ontology annotation, molecular function: death receptor binding; caspase binding. The record is from RefSeq and is a predicted model, not a curated record. Lineage: Eukaryota; Metazoa; Chordata; Actinopteri; Cichliformes; Cichlidae. The transcript has 2 exons. Gene Ontology annotation, cellular component: CD95 death-inducing signaling complex. Gene Ontology annotation, biological process: extrinsic apoptotic signaling pathway; positive regulation of innate immune response; regulation of apoptotic process. Bases 68 to 628 code for a protein of 186 amino acids.
GCACCGAAAUGAAAGUGAAAGUCAGCCGCCCAGAGGCUGUCCUGUGUUUGUGCUCGAUCCUGUCGACAUGAGCGCCUUACAGUUUAACAGCGUUUUGUUGGAGAUCUCUAACGCCAUGUCUGCUGAUCAGCUGAAUGAAAUGAAGUUCCUGGUUCUACAAGAGAUCGGGAAAAGAAAUCUGGAAAAGAUCGGCAGCGGCCGGGAACUCUUUCAGCUUUUCAGGGAAAGAGGCAAACUGUCAGAAGAUAACACGGCCUUUCUUUCAAAGCUUCUCAGAGAAAUUAAGCGACAAGAUCUCUCGGACAAGAUAGACAACUUCAGUAUUCAGCCUGAAGCUGACGAUGGCCUGAGUGAGGAGGAGAAAGCAAAACUGAAAAUUGCCACAGAGGUAAUUGCCGAAAAUCUUGGAAAGAGUUGGCGAAAACUAGGCCGCAAAUUAGGUUUGAGUGAAACCAAGCUGGAGUCCAUCUCUAACAGGCGUCCAACAGAUCUCGAGGAGACGGCAGUGGAGCUGCUCAAGGAGUGGAGGAAGAGUCAAGGAGCUGAAGCCCAAACAAAGAUGCUGAUAGAUGCUUUGAGAGCUUGCCAGUUGAAUAUGACUGCUGAUAAAGUAGAGGAAAGACUCUAGCAACCUAGAAUACACUCUUAAAUUGAAAAUUGUUGCUCAAGGAAAUGGCAAACAAAAAGGUUAAAAGUCAUGAAAGUAAUUUGAGUGACUGAUUGUAUCUCUAUGUCCUGUUAUCGUUAUUAUUAGUUUGCUGUUUGGGUCUCCUGCUUUGUGAAAGCAAUGUUGCUCUCAGUCUUUCAAGGUGACUAAAUUGCUCGUGAUAUUUGUUAAUAUGGCUCAUAUAUAAAAGUGUUCAACUGUAUUGAGGUACAGGAUCUUCUCAUCAAGCGUUCCAAAAUUAUGAAAGAUUUUUUUUUUUUUUUUUUUCUAAAUGACAUCAGAAA